Molecule: messenger RNA, 1417 nt
Organism: Galendromus occidentalis (western predatory mite)
Lineage: Eukaryota; Metazoa; Arthropoda; Arachnida; Mesostigmata; Phytoseiidae
Gene: bys
Product: Bystin
Exons: 7
Coding region: 107-1402 (431 amino acids)
Biological process (GO): rRNA processing
Cellular component (GO): nucleolus; cytoplasm; preribosome, small subunit precursor
Molecular function (GO): snoRNA binding
Source: RefSeq, a predicted model, not a curated record
GUUUUGUUUACACCACCAGCUGCACGUGUGUGGGUGCGCCUCAACCGUGCUCCUCAAUCUCAAUAGGCUCACUUACUUGUCGAGUUUUAGUGAAUUCCUUUGCACAAUGGGCAAGGCUGACAGGAUAGUAGUGACCAAGCGAGUCCGCCAUGCUCCUCUGGCCGAUCAGAUGGAGUCCGACGAAGUUGUCACCGGUUCAGGACGGACGAAGAACCGCCGGAAAAAGGACUCCGACGUUACCAACGAUGAGUAUGUGGGAUCACGGCUCAGUAAGAACAUAUUAGCGCAAGCCCGGCAGCAGCAGCAAGCUCUAGAAGAGUCUCAUGAAACUCCUGAAGACUCCGACCGAGGACGGAGAUCCCAUAAGCGAGAUCGGAUGCAGACUUCAACAUUAGCAUCCGAUUCUGAAGGGGAGGACUUCGAGGAGAGCCAGGAGCGCCAAGAGUACGAUGCGGAGAACUUCGAGAUAGAUGAAGAUGCGGCCCGACAAAUGGAGCUGUUUAUGAACAUGAAACAAGAACAGCGAAAAACCUUAGCCGAUAUAAUCAUGGAGAGACUCGCCGCUAAAUCGAGUGAGAUAAAAACUCAGUUCUCUGACGGCGCUCACGUCGAAGAUAUGGAUCCGAAGGUGGCGGAAAUGUACGACGGUGUGAGGGUAUUCCUAUCCAGAUACCGCGCCGGCAAGCUACCGAAAGCAUUCAAGAUCAUACCUUCACUCCAGAAUUGGGAACAGGUUCUGUUCUUGACGGAUCCAGACAAUUGGACGGCGGCCUCGGUAUACCAAGCCACGCGGCUUUUCGCAUCGAACCUCAAAGAACGCAUGGCGCAGAGGUUCUACAAUCUCGUGCUUCUUCCUCGGGUUCGCGACGACAUCGACGAAUACAAACGGCUGAACUUCCAUUUGUACCAAGCUUUGCGGAAGGCGAUUUUCAAGCCCGCGGCUUUCUUCAAGGGGAUCAUUCUCCCGUUGUGUGAGAGCGGCACGUGCACUUUGCGAGAGGCAAUUAUCGUGUCGUCGGUGAUCACGAGGAAUUCAGUACCAUAUCUUCAUGCCUGUGCGUGCAUGCUAAGACUCGCUGAGAUGGAGUACAGCGGAGCCAAUUCCAUUUUCCUUCGAGUUCUCAUCGACAAGAAGUACACGUUGCCAUACCGUGUCGUUGAUGCCCUUGUGUAUCACUUUCUCAGAUUUGAGAACGAUCGGCGGGAGCUACCUGUUUUAUGGCAUCAGUGUUUUUUGACCUUCGCUCAGAGAUACAAGCAGGACGUUUCGGAGGAGCAGAAGGAAGCUCUGCUGAAGCUGCUGAAGGUUCAUAAUCACCCGCAGAUCACCAAUGAUAUUCGAUACGAGCUGAACAACUCGACUUGUCGAGAAAGCUCCUAUCAAGCUGAGUCCAUGGAGUAAAAUAAAUGGGAUAAA